UCGGAGCGUCUAAGCUAGCUAGCUCAAUAAUCUGUUUAGAGCUGCAAAAACCGCAGACACGAAGCGAGAACAGAAGCGCAGACAAGAAGCGGAAACGGUUGCGAAAACUUCGGAGAUGUGCCGUCAUUGCUGAUGUGUGAUGAGGCGGCAGAUAGGAGGCUGUCCGACAGGCUGGUGUGCGGAGCUCCAGCGUCCGAAAACGGGUUCCCUGUAAACCAUGUUUCACUUUUGGGGCAGUCGGACUUAUUCAGGACCUAAAGGGAUGGAAAACCCGGGUUACUGCUCCGGCAGCUUCGACGGCCUUCAUCACCCCAGCGACGAUGAUGAUGAUGAUGAGAUGGUGGACAUUGCAGGAGCCACUUUGGACUUUUCCAGCACCGACGACGUCCCUCCUCUCAGCUCAGGAGGUUUCGAGGACUACACCACCACCACCAGCAGCAGCAGCAGCAGCAGAGCAGCCGGCAUGAACGGUACAGGACCCACUAAGCUCGUGGACCCUCUGGAGGACCCACUGCCUGGAGUGGGCACCUAUGAGGACUUCAACACCAUCGACUGGGUCAGAGAGAAAAGCAAAGACCGAGACAGACACAGAGAGAUCACCAAUAAGAGCAGACAGUCGACCGUGGCUCUGCUGCACAGCGUCAGCGAUGCCUUCUCUGGAUGGCUGCUCAUGCUGCUGGUGGGACUCAUGGCAGGUGCUCUAGCCGGCGGCAUCGACAUCGCAGCCCACUGGCUGGCCGACAUGAAAGGCGGAGUGUGUCUCAUUGGUUUCUGGUUCAACCACGAGCACUGCUGCUGGACGUCCAACGAGACGACGUUCCAGGAGAGAGACCGGUGUCCACAGUGGCAGAGCUGGGCUGAGCUCAUAACAGGAACUUCAGAGGGUCCGUUUGCCUACAUAGUGAACUACCUGAUGUACAUAUUCUGGGCUCUGCUCUUCGCUUUCUUGGCCGUUACGCUGGUCAGAGCGUUUGCACCAUAUGCAUGUGGCUCAGGAAUACCAGAGAUUAAAACCAUCCUCAGCGGGUUCAUCAUCCGGGGCUACCUGGGGAAGUGGACCCUCAUCAUCAAGACCAUCACCCUGGUGCUGGCCGUCUCCUCUGGGCUCAGUUUGGGGAAGGAAGGCCCUCUGGUCCACGUAGCCUGCUGCUGUGCAAACAUACUCUGUCAUCUGUUCACCAAAUACCGCAAGAACGAGGCCAAGCGACGAGAGGUGUUGUCGGCGGCGGCGGCGGUUGGUGUGUCGGUGGCUUUUGGAGCUCCCAUCGGAGGAGUCCUGUUCAGUCUGGAGGAGGUGAGUUAUUACUUCCUGAAGACUCUCUGGCGUUCUUUCUUUGCCGCUCUGGUGGCAGCCUUCACUCUGCGCUCUAUUAACCCGUUUGGAAACAGCCGCCUGGUGCUGUUUUACGUGGAGUUUCACGCUCCGUGGCACCUGGUGGAGCUGGCCCCUUUCAUCCUGCUGGGGAUAUUCGGAGGCCUCUGGGGGGCGCUGUUCAUCAAGGCCAACAUUGCCUGGUGCAGGAAACGUAAAUCCACCAUUCUGGGCCACUACCCGGUCAUCGAGGUGCUCGUGGUGGCUGCGCUGACCGCCAUAAUCGCCUACCCGAACAGCUACACCAGGAUGAGCGGCUCCGAGCUCAUCUCCGAGCUGUUCAACGACUGCUCCCUGCUCGACUCCUCUCAGCUCUGCGGCUACAAACAGCCAACCAACACAUCGGAAACAGGUGCAGGGAACAGCCUGACAGACCGGGCAGCAGGAGAAGGCCUGUACACGGCUCUGUGGCAGCUGGCUCUGGCUUUGGUCUUCAAAAUGAUGAUCACCGUGAUUACCUUUGGCAUGAAGGUUCCUUCCGGCCUCUUCAUCCCCAGCAUGGCGGUCGGAGCCAUCGCUGGAAGGCUGCUGGGCGUCGGCAUGGAGCAGCUGGCCUACUACAACCACGACUGGUUCAUCUUCAAAGGGUGGUGCUCGCAGGGAGCAGACUGCAUCACUCCGGGGCUUUACGCUAUGGUUGGAGCUGCUGCUUGUCUAGGUGGGGUAACCCGUAUGACGGUGUCGCUGGUAGUCAUCAUGUUCGAGCUGACUGGUGGUCUGGAGUACAUCGUUCCGCUCAUGGCUGCAACCAUGACAAGCAAAUGGGUGGCAGAUGCUUUUGGAAGAGAAGGAAUUUAUGAGGCUCACAUCAGGCUCAACGGUUACCCGUUCCUGGAGGCGAAGGAAGAGUUCGAGCACAGCAGCCUGGCGGUGGACGUCAUGAGGCCGAGGAGGGCCGAUCCUGCUCUGGCGGUGCUCACGCAGGAGGGCAUGACUGUGGGGGAGGUGGAGACGUUGGUGGAGAGCACUCACUACAGUGGCUUCCCCGUGGUCGUCUCUCAGGAGUCCCAGAGGCUCGUGGGAUUUGUGCUCAGAAGAGAUCUGCUCAUAUCCAUAGACAACGCCAGGAAGCGUCAGGAGGGCGUGGUCAGCGCCUCCCAGGUGGUGUUCACUGAGCACGCUCCAACCCAGCCUGACGACGCACCGCCUCCCCUCCGCCUCCGAGGCAUCAUGGACCUGAGCCCCUUCACCGUCACCGACCACACACCCAUGGACAUCACUGUGGAUAUCUUCAGGAAGCUGGGGCUACGACAGUGUCUGGUUACACAUAAUGGGAGGCUGCUGGGAAUCAUCACCAAAAAGGACAUACUCAAACACAUGGCGCAGAUCGCCAACAGAGACCCCGAGUCCAUCCUCUUCAACUGAACUCUGUCCUCCUUCCUCCUCCUCCUCCUCUCCUCUGUGGAGCCAGAGAACACGAAAACACCAGCUCGUAAACUGAAAUGCACCUUAAGCUCUUCAACUUUAGCUGAGACGAUUGGGCUUCAUUUGCACACACUAGUAGAGGACAAAAGGUUUUUUUGUUUUUGUUGUAAUUUGAAGGCGUUUUUUGGCUUUCUGAAACAGUGACUCAUCCUGAUGCUGCUGGCUGACAGAAACAAGUCAGUGGAACACUUCACAUCUGCUACUUUUGGCUUUUUUCUCUUCUCCAUUUUCAAAUGAACAGAGGGAGUGAAUAAAAAAAACAAAAAAAUCUCCUUUUGCCGUCUUGCAGCUCUGCUCCACCUGAGAGAAAAGGGAGGCGGGAACAGAUAAUCCUCUGUUGUAGAAACUGACAAGAGGAGCUGAGGCGGUGGUGGUGGAGGAGGGAAUAAGACAUCGGGGAAGAUAAAGAGAGGCUCGGGGAGCUCCGUGCCAGCCCUCCGGCCGUCGCAGCGAGCCCAGACAGAGCCCUCUGAGCCGGGCUGAUGGAUGCUCACCUCCCCCCUCCUCCUCCACUCCUGAACUGUGAGGUUUCCUGUGGCCUCAGGCAUCGAAGGAUCCAGGAGUGUGAGAAGAGGAUCUAAUGCACACAAUCCAAAAACACUUCCAUGACAGCCUGGGAACUGGCCAGAAGCAUCCGUUUGUCUUGAAAUUUGCUAUGCGGCUGGGAACUAUGCAGUCGUCGUCUUGCCAUACAGACGGCCAGAUUUGCAAUAUGGCGAAUAUAUUCUCGUACAGAAAAAUCACACAGACAGUGCUGCAGAAACCAUGCCAUGCCUUACAGGAACGGUGGAAGCAUUUCUAAUCAUGACACACAAAUUAUUUAUGUAAAUGUAAAAUUGUUUGUCUCACUAAAUUAUUUCACUGAA
Acanthochromis polyacanthus (spiny chromis) is the source of this 3663-nucleotide messenger RNA. It is a transcript of the gene clcn5b, whose product is annotated as chloride channel, voltage-sensitive 5b. Lineage: Eukaryota; Metazoa; Chordata; Actinopteri; Pomacentridae. The record is from RefSeq and is a predicted model, not a curated record. Gene Ontology annotation, cellular component: early endosome; membrane; Golgi apparatus. Gene Ontology annotation, molecular function: voltage-gated chloride channel activity. Gene Ontology annotation, biological process: chloride transport; transmembrane transport.